This is a messenger RNA of Eurypyga helias (sunbittern), 902 nucleotides long. It is a transcript of the gene SETD6, whose product is annotated as SET domain containing 6. NCBI's taxonomy places the organism in Eukaryota, Metazoa, Chordata, Aves, Eurypygiformes, Eurypygidae. Gene Ontology annotation, biological process: peptidyl-lysine monomethylation. The annotation marks the transcript as partial. Gene Ontology annotation, cellular component: nucleus. Gene Ontology annotation, molecular function: protein binding; protein-lysine N-methyltransferase activity. The record is from RefSeq and is a predicted model, not a curated record. The transcript has 5 exons.
CCCAGGCGUCGCUGCAGAGCCAGUCGGGCUGGGUGCCUCUCCUGCUGGCCCUGCUACACGAGUACACGGCCAGCAACUCCCGCUGGCAGCCUUACUUCUCCCUCUGGCAGGGCCUCAGGAGCCUGGAUCAUCCCAUGUUCUGGCCUGAAGAAGAACGAACGAGGCUCCUGCAGGGCACCGGCAUCCCGGAAGCCGUGGAGAAGGACCUGGCUAACAUCCACCUGGAGUACAGCUCCAUCAUCCUGCCCUUCAUGGAGUCCCACCCCAACAUCUUUGACCCCAAAUUGCACACGCUGGAGUUGUACAAGCAGCUGGUGGCAUUUGUCAUGGCCUACAGCUUUCAGGAGCCGUUGGAGGAAGAAGAGGAAGAUGAGAAGGGCCCCAAUCCUCCGAUGAUGGUGCCCGUAGCAGAUAUUCUGAAUCACGUGGCCAACCACAACGCCAACCUGGAAUACUCUCCCCAAUGUCUGCGAAUGGUUACGACGCGGCCCGUCGGGAAGGGACAAGAGAUCUUCAACACCUACGGGCAGAUGGCCAACUGGCAGCUCCUGCACAUGUACGGCUUCGCGGAGCCGUACCCCGGCAACACCGUGCUGUGCAUGUCAGAAGGAGAAUUCAGGGAGUACAAGGAACAAGACGACUGGGAAGAUGACAGCGAGGAAGAGGGAAACUCCCCCCUUUCAAACGAGGCUCUCUCCAGACUUAAAAGCCCGUGCAAGCAGCUCCUUCGUGACAGCGUGCUGCUGACCCUGGAGUCCUACGGGUCGGACCUGAAAGCUGAGCAGGACUUGCUGGAUAACAAGGAGGCGUAUGAGAAGCUGAGUUGGAGGGAGCAGCAAGCUUUGCACGUGCGCUACGGCCAGAAGAAGAUCUUGCACCACCUGCUCGAGCUGGUAGGCUAG